AUGGCUACCGACGGCGUUAUGGAGCGCGAACGUGCGUUGAACACAUUCAGGGAAAAGUUAUUGGAGUCUAGAGAAUGGGAGGCGAAGCUCAAGGCUUUACGGUUAGAAAUUAAGGGAUUGCAGAAGGACUUCGACCAUACAGAGGACAAUAUCAAAGCUCUACAAAGUGUUGGACAAAUUAUCGGCGAGGUUUUGAAACAACUUGAUGAUGAGAGAUUCAUCGUCAAAGCAUCAUCUGGACCCAGAUACGUUGUUGGCUGCAGGUCGAAAGUUGAUAAGCUGAAGUUGAAGCAAGGAACCCGUGUAGCACUCGACAUGACUACUCUCACAAUUAUGCGAAUGUUGCCUCGAGAAGUCGAUCCACUUGUUUAUAACAUGUCUUUGGAAGAUCCAGGACAAGUGAGCUUCGGUGGAAUUGGUGGGUUGAAUGAACAGAUUAGAGAAUUGCGAGAAGUUAUCGAACUGCCACUCAAAAAUCCGGAAUUGUUUUUGCGAGUUGGUAUCAAGCCUCCGAAGGGUGUUUUGUUAUAUGGACCUCCAGGAACUGGAAAGACCUUGUUAGCAAGAGCUGUUGCAAGCAGUUUGGAGACAAACUUUUUAAAGGUUGUCUCAUCUGCUAUCGUCGAUAAGUACAUUGGAGAAUCUGCACGUUUGAUCAGAGAGAUGUUUGGUUAUGCCAAGGAACACGAGCCAUGUAUUAUCUUCAUGGACGAAAUUGAUGCCAUUGGAGGACGUAGAUUUUCGGAGGGAACUUCGGCAGAUCGUGAAAUUCAGAGAACCUUGAUGGAACUGUUGAAUCAACUCGAUGGUUUCGAUUACUUGGGAAAGACAAAGAUUAUCAUGGCUACUAACCGUCCAGAUACCCUUGAUCCUGCGCUUCUCAGAGCUGGUCGUCUCGACAGGAAGAUCGAGAUUCCCCUGCCAAAUGAGGUCGGACGAUUGGAAAUCAUGAAGAUUCAUGCUUCCAGCGUUGUUAUUGAUGGCGAGGUCGACUUUGAAAGUGUGGUAAAGAUGAGUGAUGGUUUGAACGGUGCAGAUUUACGAAAUGUUGUCACAGAAGCUGGUUUAUUUGCUAUCAAGGAUUACAGAGAUGCCGUCAACCAGGAUGAUUUCAAUAAAGCUGUUCGUAAAGUGGCAGAAUCAAAGAAAUUGGAAGGCAAGCUGGAAUAUCAAAAACUAUGA
Messenger RNA from Botrytis deweyae, 1182 nucleotides. RefSeq lists its product as uncharacterized. Gene Ontology annotation, molecular function: ATP binding; proteasome-activating activity; ATP hydrolysis activity. The transcript has 4 exons. The record is from RefSeq and is a predicted model, not a curated record. Gene Ontology annotation, biological process: positive regulation of RNA polymerase II transcription preinitiation complex assembly. The coding region runs from base 1 to 1182 and encodes 393 amino acids. Lineage: Eukaryota; Fungi; Ascomycota; Leotiomycetes; Helotiales; Sclerotiniaceae. Gene Ontology annotation, cellular component: cytosolic proteasome complex; proteasome regulatory particle, base subcomplex.